AUGUCGCAAAGCCACGCCCUCUCCGAUGACCAGGUCGCGGGCGAGCUCCGCAAGAUGACGGCCUUCAUCCGGCAAGAAGCGCUGGAGAAGGCCCGUGAAAUCCAGCUCAAGGCCGACGAGGAAUUCGCGAUCGAAAAGUCCAAGCUUGUUCGCCAGGAGACCGCCGCCAUCGACUCGCUCUACGAGAAGAAGUUCAAGCAGGCUGCCAUGUCCCAACAGAUUACCCGCUCCACCCUUGCGAACCGCACCCGUCUUCGUGUGCUCUCUGCCCGCCAGGAACUUCUUAACGACCUCUUCCAACAAGCCCGAGACAAGAUUUCCGAGGUUGCGUCCAAAGAUGAGAAGAGCUACCAGAAUGUGCUCAAGGGGCUGGUCCUCGAGGGCAUGUACGCUCUGAAUGAGGAUAAGGUCGCUAUCCAGGCGAGAAAGAAGGAUCUCGAUGCCGCUAAAAAUGCGAUCGAGGAGGCGCAAAAGGAAUUCAAGGACAAAGUUGGCAGGGACGCAACAGCGGAGCUGGAUGAGGCUGAUCCGCUGCCUGAGGGAUCUGCCGGCGGUGUGGUCAUUAUCGGUGGCCAGGGUAAGAUCGAGAUCAACAACACUUUCGAGGAACGUCUCCGGCUGCUCGAGAUCGACGCCUUGCCCGCGGUCAGGGAAACGCUAUUCGGAAAGAACGUAAACCGGAAGUUCUACGAUUAG
Molecule: messenger RNA, 696 nt
Organism: Aspergillus clavatus NRRL 1
Lineage: Eukaryota; Fungi; Ascomycota; Eurotiomycetes; Eurotiales; Aspergillaceae
Product: H(+)-transporting V1 sector ATPase subunit E
Exons: 3
Coding region: 1-696 (231 amino acids)
Biological process (GO): proton transmembrane transport
Cellular component (GO): proton-transporting two-sector ATPase complex, catalytic domain
Molecular function (GO): proton-transporting ATPase activity, rotational mechanism
Source: RefSeq, a predicted model, not a curated record